Messenger RNA from Malus domestica (apple), 873 nucleotides. Lineage: Eukaryota; Viridiplantae; Streptophyta; Magnoliopsida; Rosales; Rosaceae. The record is from RefSeq and is a predicted model, not a curated record.
AUGUCUUGGUUUUUUACAGUUCUCUUUCUUGUUACUGCUCUUACAUUUCAUACUCCUUCAGAGGCUAGCCAUGAGAAGAACGAUCCUUCUGCAGUUGUUGUAGGCACUGUCUACUGUGACACAUGUUUCCAAGAGGAUUUCUCACAUACCAGCCAUUUCAUUUCAGGACCAUACUGUUUAAAUGAAAUAAUUGCUCGGUUCCAUUUUACCCCUACAUUUUCUGCUUUUGUUUCGUUGCAAGAGUUUAACUUGUUAUUUGGAAUAUAUUGUUCACAGAAAGCACUUGUUCAGCAAUUUUUGGCUACUGAAGAUGCACUGAACAAAGCUGCAGAAGCGAGGGAUCUAUGUCAAAAACUUAUAAAACGCUUGCAUGGCAAUAGUGAUGUAAUUUCUUCAGGAACAUCACAAAAUGUGGGCAGUCUUAGGCAACUUGAGAUGGAGGUUUGGGCUAAGGAAAGAGAAGUUGCUGGCUUGAGGGCUAGCUUGAAUACACUGAUGUCUGAAAUACAACGCUUAAAUAAAUUAUGUGCGGAAAGGAAAGAAGCUGAAGAUUCUUUGAAAAAGAAGUGGAAGAAGAUUGAAGAAUUUGAUUACCGCAGAUCAGAACUUGAAAUCAUAUAUACCACAUUACUAAAAGUUAACAUGGAUGCUGCUGCCUUCUGGAAUCAGCAGCCAUUAGCCGCACGGGAGUAUGCAUCAAGCACAAUUAUUCCUGCAUGCACAGUAGUCAUGGAUCUUUCAAAUAGUGAAAAACAUCUUAUUGAAAGAGAAGUUUCUGCUUUUGACCAAAGUCCUGAUAAUAGCCUCUACAUGAUUCCAGCAAUUCCACAGGUUUGUGUUGGGGCUUAAAAAGACUUCACUACUUUGGAGAUG